Messenger RNA from Cottoperca gobio, 3357 nucleotides. It is a transcript of the gene rhot1b, whose product is annotated as ras homolog family member T1. Gene Ontology annotation, cellular component: mitochondrial outer membrane. The transcript is spliced from 20 exons. The record is from RefSeq and is a predicted model, not a curated record. Gene Ontology annotation, molecular function: calcium ion binding; GTPase activity; GTP binding. Gene Ontology annotation, biological process: mitochondrion organization. Lineage: Eukaryota; Metazoa; Chordata; Actinopteri; Perciformes; Bovichtidae. Bases 365 to 2347 code for a protein of 660 amino acids.
UCUUUGCUCGCCAUCACAGUCAGGAGGGGCGUGACGGAACGCACGUUUGCUAGCGCCCGCUAACGCUCUUGUCAAGCUUGUGCUGAAGAUUAGCUGUCUGAACACAGCAGCCGUGUCUGUCUGACUGAGCCUGGCAGGUGGAGUACAGUAAAAACACCUUGUUAGUAUCCCGGAUAUCUACCGGUUUGUACAGCUCUCUAACGUUACCGUGUACCGCCUGUUCUGAACCAGUGUAAACCGGAGCUGUCAUGCGAACCUAGCUGUUAGCAAGCGAGUCAGGCCGAGGAGAGCUGCCUGCGUGUACCCUUCAUCUAGACAGAAGCAUAAAUGUUUCACACAAGUCAGUUUGUCGACGCUGAAGAAGAUGCGCAAGGACGUGAGGAUAUUAUUAGUGGGAGAGCCCAAAGUGGGGAAGACGUCUCUCAUCAUGUCCCUGGUCAGCGAGGAAUUCCCCAAAGUGGUUCCUUACCGAGCUGAGGAAAUCACCAUACCUGCAGAUGUCACACCAGAGAGAGUUCCCACACACAUUGUGGACUAUUCAGAGGCAGAGCAGACGGAUGAGCAGUUGUUUCAGGAGAUCUCCAAGGCAAAUGUGAUUUGCAUUGUCUACGCUGUCAACAACAAGACGUCCAUAGAAAAGGUGACGAGCCACUGGAUCCCCCUCAUCACUGAGAACACGGACAAGGACAGCAGGGUUCCUCUGAUUCUGGUGGGGAACAAGUCGGACCUGGUGGAACACAGCAGCAUGGAGACCAUACUGCCCAUCAUGAACCAGCACAGUGAGAUAGAGACGUGUGUCGAGUGUUCAGCAAAGAACCUGAAGAACAUCUCAGAGCUGUUCUACUACGCCCAAAAGGCAGUUCUGCACCCAACAGGUCCUCUUUACUGUCCGGAGAAGAAAGACAUGAAGCACCUGUGUGUCAAAGCCUUGACUCGAAUCUUCAAAGUGUCUGACCUGGACAAUGACGGGAUCCUCAAUGAUAGCGAGCUCAACUUCUUCCAGCGGACGUGCUUCAACGCCCCACUGGAGUCUCAGGCAUUGGAGGAUGUAAAAAAUGUGGUGAGGAAGAAUUUGAGCGAUGGAGUGUGCGACAACGGACUCACUCUGAAAGGCUUCCUCUUCCUCCACACUCUGUUCAUCCAGCGGGGUCGCCAUGAAACAACAUGGACGGUGCUGAGGAGGUUCGGGUACGACGAUGACUUGGAGUUAAAUCAGGACUACCUCUUCCCUCCGUUGAAACUUCCUCCCGACUGCACCACGGAGCUCAACCAUAAUGCCUACCUCUUUCUCCAGAGCGUCUUUGACAAACAUGACAAGGACCGGGACUGUGCCUUGUCACCAGACGAGACGAGGGACCUGUUUGAUGUUUUUCCCUACAUGCCCUGGGGUCCAGAUGUCAAUAACACAGUUUGCACUAAUGACCAGGGCUGGAUCACCUACCAGGGAUAUCUCUCCCAGUGGACGUUAACAACAUAUCUGGAUGUCCAACGAUGCCUGGAGUAUUUGGGUUACCUCGGUUACUCAAUAAUUGCUGAGCAGGAGUCCCAUGCAGCAGGAAUUACAGUGACCAGAGAUAAGAAGAUUGACCUGAAGAAGAAGCAGACCCAGCGCAGCGUCUUCCGCUGUAAUGUCUUUGGAGACAUUGGCAGUGGCAAGAGCGGCUUCCUCCAAGCCUUCCUGGGGAGAAACCUCAUGCGCCAAAAAACUAUUAAAGAGGAACACAAAUCCUACUAUGCCAUCAGCACAACCUACGUUUACGGCCAGGAGAAAUACCUUCUUCUGCACGAAGUGUUCCCUGACUUCGACUACUUGUCUGAUGCUGAGCUGGCCUGCGACAUUGUCUGCCUGGUGUAUGAUGUCGGCAACCCUUACUCCUUUGAAUACUGCGCCAAAGUCUUCAAGCAAUACUUCAUGGACAGCAAGAUUCCAUGUAUGAUGAUAGCAGCCAAGUCAGACCUGCCGGAGAUCAAACAGAUGUACGGCUGCAGUCCUCUGGACUUCUGUAGGAGGCACAAGAUGCCGCCUCCCCAGUCCUUCACCUGUAACACUGCAGCGGCACCCAGCAAAGACAUCUACACCAAACUUACCACGAUGGCCAUGCACCCCCACGCCCGGCUGCGCUGCAUGUGCACUUGUAACCGGUGCACCUUCUGCUUGUGUCAGAACUUCCUCAACUCUGAGCUGCUGCAGACGGUCAGAGCCAAACUCUACACUGUCGUACUCAGAAGACAUGUAAGCCAAGCAGACCUGAAGAGCUCAACCUUCUGGCUGCGUGCGAGUGUCGGGGCCACAGUGUUUGCAGUGCUAGGCUUCGCCAUGUACAGAGUGCUGCUCAAACAACGGUGAUCCUCGGGCACCCGGGUCCAACCCUUUAUCCCAUUUAUCCCCAUGGUACAUAUAGAGCUAUUUUGACCAGUCACAACAUUAGGCUUUCCCACUCGCAUAAAGUUAAUGAAAAUCUAUUGAAAAUCUGUCAUGGUUUUGUUUUGGCGGGAAAGAGAAAUGUUUGAACGCUUACCUUUUUUAGCAAAUGUUUAGUUUUUUUGCAUUUUCAUUCCACUGUAAAUUUCUCUUCUGGGGAAUAAAAAAAGAAAAACAUUUAAUUUUGUACCAAAAGUGCUAAUUUGCGUUUGUUUGCAUCUUUUUGCAAAUCAAUAUAUAUAUCUAUCUAUCUAUAUUUAUAUUUUAAAAACUGAGGGUAGGCUGCUGAUGAGUGGUGAGUAUCAUGAGUGAGUUACAUAUAUAGCUAUUUUUUGUUGCUUGCUGAUUGACAUUGAACGACUUGGUGUCAGUUGUGAUGGGGAUUGUUAUAGGUGAGGUUUGCAAUAAUAUUGAUGCUUUUAUUAGACUGAACUAUAUGUAAAUAGUGUAUAUAACAUAGUAGACUGUACAUUUGUUUGUCUUUGUCUAAAAGGACCAGUUUCUGAUUCAUUCUCAAAACACUGAAUGCUGAGAUAUUGGCUAUUUGUCAUGAACAUUAGCUUUGAUAUUCACAUUGAUUAAAAAAAAGUGUGUGUGAGGCUGUUUGCAUGCUGAAAAAUGUUCCCACCACAUUCCAUUGUUUUACGACUUACUGUACAAAAUAAUUCCCACGCCAACUUGUCUGCAUUGCUUUCAAUUUCCCAAUUCUCCAGGUAUUAUAGUAGUAACGUUUAUUGAGUGCUGAGCAGAUAAUAUUCCAGUCACAGUAAGUUCGACAGCCAUUUGACCCUUGUUGUGGUUCCUGGUAGAAGAUGCAAUAAUGGGGCCCCAGAUGUUAAUUUCCAUGCAAUUACAACUGCUUGCCACAAGGCUUAGUUUGAUGUAUUCACUCAGCCCUGCCUUUCCAAAAGUUUACAAUAAACAAUUAUCUAUUA